AAAAAAAAAACGUAAAAGAUUGAAUCCUGUUAGCGGAUCAUUGGAUACCGGCGUAUCCGCUCCGUCGGGAGGUUUUGGGUUUCCCGCCCUCCGCGUGAAUAAAUGCUUGUCAAGCUCUAUAACACAUUUUUUUAUUCUACAGUUCUACCAAAAAAAAAAAAAGCAUUUUUAUUCCACAGACUCCUUGCGUCUUGCUUAUUUGGUACAUCCUUACUCUCAAGCACGGCUGAGGUUUGUGUUCGUCACUCCCAUGGCUGCUGCUUUUCCUUCUGCUUCAGAUCCGGACAUCAGCAAGAACACAACCACUUCCUCAUUUUCUAAAACAGUUUAUUUGGUCGAUUGGUGGUUAAUUAAAACGGAAAAGGAUUUAUGCGGAAAGAGGUUAGCCGUUGGAGGAAUCACGUCGAAAGGGCAACAAGCAGUUCGAGUCUUUUCCUCUUCACCAAUUUUCAAGAGACAUGACGCAUUCACUCUUGAGACAGCUGAUGGAAUCUCCGUAUUGGUCAAGGGCCUUAUUAAUAGAGAUCGCACACUUCAAAAUGGGUUCCCCCCUGAGGUCUGCAGUCAUUUCUUGUUUGGAUUUCCUUAUGAUUGGGAGGCUUAUUCGGGUGAAUGUUUUCAUAGAGAAUCCUCCAUCACAAGUGUUCUUUUGACCAGCCCUGUUUAUGGAGAAUGGAAAGGCGAUGUGACGAAUAAUGAAGAAAUAUCAAAUUCUGGGAACUGUAACUGUGAGGCUGUUGAGGAUGAGGCUCCUUCAGUACCGACAGGCUCUCAUGUAAAAAAUAUUAGUCCGUCAAAGGUCAAUGUCUUGGUGCAACUUGGAUCUUCUGCAAAUUUUCCUGCAAUAUCAUCUAGAAAGCUGAGGGUCUCAAACGGAAAGGGGAAACAUAGCAGAAAAAUCAAUGAUGAAGAUGGCUCAAAGGGUAAAGGUGAGGUUAUAAACAAAGAUCUUGAUGAAGAGGCAUUAAGUGGGGCUAAUAUCUCUGGUUUUGCUAGAGGAGGCCUUAAGGGAACUGCUGAACAAUCUUUGUUUGCCACACCAAAUGUUGUGCUUUCCAAAAUUUCAGAAAGAAGCAGCUUAAAUCCCAUGGCAAUAACUGGUUUAAAAAUGAAUGGUAGUUCUCCAUCUGAUGUUAAACAAAAUAAAUAUCCUGAUAGAAGAGUAAGUGACAGGUUGAAAAAUCUAAAAAGUAACAAGAAAGAGAAUUCAGGUUCUCUCUUUUGUGUAACAAAUGAAGACAAGAAACCAAAUUCUAUGUUAGAGACCUUGGAGAACCCAACUGGAGAAAAGUUGGCUGCUGGAAAGAGUGAACCGACGAAAAUUCCUUCUGGGCGCAAAACAAACAGUUCUAAGGGAAUUUCUCAUCACUCUGGAACCAGAAAAUCAAGUUAUGGUCAGAGGAUCUGGAUUAAUAAAUUCGAUAAUGACCAAGCAACUGACCAUUGUCUUGAAACUGAAACUGAUGAGGUCAACCCUGUCUCAGUGGAUUCUGUAUUGGUAAAUAAUAGUACAAAAGCUACAAGUCACAAAUCAAAGGGUAAAAGUGCCCUCGAUCUGCCUGAUGUUGGUCUUAAAGAGAUAAAGGUUGAGGAAGUAGACAGUAUGUAUCAACAACAUGGGACCCAGCUAGACAACAUGUCUUUUCCCUCCCCUGAAUCUGUUAAACUAGAGUAUCCGAGAGUUGCAGAUAAAGGCAAUGCAGAGACUACCAACCAAAAUGAAGACAAAAAACCAGAUUGUGUGAAAGGUACAGCGUGUGGUGGUGCAGAGAGUACCAACCAAAAUGAAGACUUCUGUCCUUGCAUUAUGACUGGUGAUGUGAAGCCCGCAAAUAGCUUAAAAGUCUCAGCUGGAGCGAGAGAAAGGAGCAGUGAAGAACUAAGUACAUCCGGAAAAAAACCAAAGAGGAAACUGGUUGACAAUCCACAUGCAUGUACUACUCGUUACAGGAUGGAGAAAUGUUCUAUUGUCUCCCCAGAAUCUCUCAGUAGUAGAAGAUCUAAAUUGGGGCGACUACUUCUUCCUCCUCUAGCUUUCUGGAAUAAUCAGCAAGUAGUUUAUGAUGCGGAUGGUCAUAUUACAGGAAUUCAGAAUGGCCUGCCAACAGGAGAAUCUUCUGCAGGAAGUAAAUCAGGGGCCAUGAAAAGGAAAAAGAAACUCAAAUGAGUUUUAGGGACAGUUCACCAUUCUCCAUUUGGAUCUUCUCCUGUAGAUUGUGUGUAGGUUUCUUGCUCUUGUUGAUAUGUAGUGGAUAAAAUUGUGGCAUUCCCCACCCCCUCUCUCUUCUUAGGUUCUGCUCGGAUGUUCGAUUUUGAGCAUUUUGACUACACGUGGCAUUUGUGAUAUAGUUGUUGCUUUCUGCCAUCAAAAUAUCAUGCUGGAAGCAGAGGAAUUGUUGUCUUCCCACCAAAAUAAAAAGCAUGCUCUCAGACAUGGUUUUAUGCAAUGUGAAGCAGGUACUGAUGUAUGUAUCUAUUUUAAAAGUGAUUUAGAAAUGAAAUUUGGUAGCAUGUUUUUUAUUUUUUA
Molecule: messenger RNA, 2527 nt
Organism: Macadamia integrifolia
Lineage: Eukaryota; Viridiplantae; Streptophyta; Magnoliopsida; Proteales; Proteaceae
Product: kinetochore-associated protein KNL-2 homolog
Exons: 9
Coding region: 251-2167 (638 amino acids)
Source: RefSeq, a predicted model, not a curated record